AAUGUAGGGAUUUUUGUGUGAAAAUAUAAUAUCUACAUUAUAUGCUUCUUUUACUGUUACCAAGAAUUGAACAAACAGGAAGUAGAUUCUCUAAAUAUACUCUGAGGACUAUAAGGGAGCUGUUGCUCAGACUCGUUUUCCGACACAACAACCGAAACAAUGAACGGUCACAGCUGACAGUAGCAGUCUAAUAGCUGAUGUCUCUUCACUGUGAUUCACACAAAACACUUAAAUGCUGGGAUUUGUGCAGCAUUUAUUUGCUAAUAGACCAGAAAGGCAGAAGAAUCUCUGGGUUGCCAACUGCAAUGGAGUAAAAAUAGAUUUAUGGUCUGGCGCUAACACAGCUGAAAUUUCACUCAAAUACUUGACAUGCUGCAACAAGUUGAGAGCUACUAUUAGCAACGACCAGCUCCACCUGCUGCAGCUUACUGUACGAGAUGUUUUUGUAAAUACUUCCAGAUGUUGUGCAAGCUGUAAAAUCUCCAGUGGCAUAGUUUGACCCUGCCAGUUUCAACUGGUCAACAAUCUUACGGUAAUCAAACCUUACAUUGUUUUCCUUUCAAACCAAAAGGAGGCCUCCACCCUCCACCCUGCGUCUGAGUCAGACUUGGUUCCACCUUAAAAACCUGCAAGAAACCAGAUUGUGUUCCUUGUGAGGUGCCUCCCCCUUCACUGAAUGGGAAACUGUGUCAGUGGAACAGCUCCUGCUCUCUGGGCCUUGACUGUGCCGCUCAGCUGACUGGCAGGUGAGGCAGCAAGUCAUGGACAAAGCUGCUCGCUCAGCAGCCAAUGGAAGCGUGGCAGGGCAAGGGAGGACCGUCGUACCGUUGCUAGGGCAACCACCUUUGAAUGAGUGUGUUCAUGGAAUGCAGCCAGACAGUAGUUAUAUAACAGGCUGAAGGGCGGGGGGAGAGGCUGAGGCUCUGGAGGGGGAGCGAUAAAGGGAGCAAUGGAGAAAGGGAUUUUUUUCCAUUGCCCUUUAUUUAUUUAUAUCCCUGAGUUGCGUUUCAUUGACCAGCAGGAAUUCUAGCCAAGCGAGACGUUCAAAUAUGUCACAAGCCCUGCACAGACGGUCUUUGACGAGGCAUGAUGUCGACAGAUUUUUUCCCCCCGUCAUGAUUUUCAGGCUCAAAUAGAGGUCAUUCCCUGCAAAAUCUGUGGGGACAAAUCAUCAGGGAUUCACUAUGGUGUCAUCACCUGUGAAGGCUGCAAGGGUUUCUUCCGACGUAGCCAGCAGAACAAUGCUAUGUACUCCUGCUCACGUCAGAGAAACUGUCUCGUUGACCGGACCAACCGUAACCGCUGUCAGCACUGCAGGUUGCAGAAGUGUCUUGCUCUGGGCAUGAGCCGUGAUGCUGUGAAGUUUGGUCGAAUGUCCAAAAAACAGCGUGACAGCCUGUAUGCAGAGGUCCAGAAGCACCAGCAGUCCCAGGAGUGUGCGGGCCUCGGCCCCCGCGAGGACAAUGGCGACAUGGCCGACCUCACCUGCCCCUACAAACGAGGCUCAAGCACUGCACUCAGUGAUCUGGACGACAUCACCACGCUGCAAGGAGACCUACUUUUCGACCUCCCACUGACCCCGAGGGACGGAGGUGGUGACUACUGUAACCUGGACAUGCUGGGUGGCAGCGCAGGCAGCAGUUCAUCCUCUCAGAGUUCACCAGAACAGACCAACUUUGACUUUGUAGACGGCAACCUCGGCAUCAAGCAUGAGUACCAGCUGUUGCACGACUCUGGACUCUUCUCACAUGCUAUCCUCAACCCGCUGCCGGGGGGCUGCUCCCUGCUUGAAAUUGAGCGUAUAACUCAGAGUGUGGUCAAGUCCCAUAUCGAGACAAGCCAGUACAGCACAGAGGAGCUGAAGAGAAUGGCGUGGACCUUGUAUAACCCAGAAGAGACACGCUCAUAUCAGACCAAGUCAGCUGAGGUGAUGUGGCAACAAUGUGCCAUUCACAUCACCAACGCAAUCCAGUACGUCGUGGAGUUUGCCAAGCGCAUCUCUGGCUUCAUGGACCUGUGUCAGAACGAUCAGAUUAUCCUCCUCAAAGCAGGCUGCAUGGAUGUUCUUCUGAUCCGCAUGUGUCGGGCCUACAACCCCAUCAAUAACACAUUGCUCUUCGAUGGAAAGUUUGCUACCCCUCAGUUUUUCAAAGCUCUCGGCUGUGAUGACCUCGUGAACGCAGUGUUUGACUUUGCCAAAAGCCUGAGCCGCAUACAGAUGUCCGAGGAGGACAUGGCUCUUUUCAGUGCUGCUGUGCUGCUCUCACCAGACCGACCCUGGCUCACAGAUGUCCAGAAGAUACAGAAGUUGCAGGACAAAGUCUACGUGGCUCUGCAGCGCUGUCUACAAAAAGAGGGGGCAUCAGAAGAGAAACUAGCGAAGAUGGUGUCCAGGCUCCCCAUAAUGAAGUCAAUUUGCAACCUCCACAUCGACAAACUGCAGUUUUUCCGCCUGGUGCACCCGGAGACAGCAUACACGUUUCCUCCUCUGUACAGGGAGGUGUUUGGCAGUGAAAUCACCUUCCCAGACUCCACGGAGGGUUAGAGCUGUUCAGCUUUGUAGCUUGAUUCAAAUAUAAACACUGAGGUUUAGGGAGAGGGGAGAUUAAAAAAAAUGUGGCAACCAGCUGAGGCAAAAUCUAACCAGCAGCUCAAUGACAAUCCUGCACGCUACACUUGAGGACACGCUCCUCUCACCUCUUAACUCCCGACCUUGUGGAGUAGCUUACACUGCCCGGCAAGCCAGUCCCUUCAGUUUCGACGCACAACUACAGGAACGGCUGCUGGCCACUCAGUGCAUGUUACCUCUUUUUUUUUUUAGGGAGUUAAAGGAAAUGAUUAAAUAGUAGCCUAUAAUUUGUAUUCUCAAAACUAUUUUUCUAUGAGGAGACCUUAAACCUCUCGUCGAGUUUAAUUUCUUUGUAAUAUAAAUUUGACUUCUAUCGUUCUCACAGUUCUAGUAAGCUAUUUUUGAAUGUACCCCCUUUCCCCUUUACCGCUCAGCACAGCCCUAGGCUUGAUGUAGAAUGUACAUACUUAAAAUCCUCACCCUCUUUGUGGAGGUUUUGCAGUAACAAUGCUUGUUUCAGUUGUCAGUCUCGUAACAGUUUAUUACUUCAUUCAAUAUUCUUUCGGUAGUGCCCAUAUUUUUGCAGUUUUGUAACGUCUGAACAAACUGUUUAAAGGGACCAUGAUCAAACUCACAAGCGGAUAGGUUUUUAAACUGGGUGAAUCGCGGGCAAACCUCCAGAGUCUGCCGCCAUGCACCUACAAACGCUUGCACACAGAGCGCAAGACAGAGCACUUAUGCUGAUCUUUGUUGGUAUUUCUACGAGCACACCCUUCAGACACUGAUGUGAGCUCUUUAUUUUUUUAAUGCAAUCAGUGACCUCAGUCCUUAAACCUUUUCCCUUUGCAAAUGCCACUUAGAGAGCGAGAGAAAAGCAGAGGUAUUGUGAAAGUAUUUUCCGAUGUUCCUGUUUUUAUAUAUAUAUAUAUAUAUAUAUAUAUAUAUAAACACUAAUAUAAUCAUGUAAGGUAAGAGCAGGGGGGAUUUCACACAGAGCGAAGAGGAGGAGGAUAAUGUGCUUGUGCUCAGGUCUCUCAAACAGAUACUGCCUGCCCGUACGUUGGGGUUCUGGGGAUGAAUAAUUGUUGUCACUGAGAAGAAAAUCUAGUAUUCUGGAUAAUUAAAAGCACUUAUGAGUCCAUGGUAGAAUCCUGAAUGGAUUCUUCAGGUUCAAAGCUGUUCAAACAAGGUGCUGGGCAGCCAACCACUGCGGGGCUGUGAGCAUCUGGAGUUGUCGCAGCUCAGGCCCCCUCCGCAGAGGCCAAAAUACCUCUCAACACCAGCAGGGUAAAAGAAAGACUGUGGGAGUGAUGGGGGGAGAAAAGGGUUGGCUGUUGAAAUGUGGCGGUUUUAUUCACCUACACGGUUGAAAGAGGGGCAAAGAAUAGAGAGUGGGCAGUUGGGUGUUAUUUUAAGCUCCUUGGAUGAGAGUUAGAGGGGAUUUACUGUCUGUCUCACUCUCAACUCUCACUGCUGCUGGGUCGGGCAGAUUGUGCUGCUGCAGGCGGCCGAGAUGUUCUGAUUGGAGAAAUAAAUCCUCUAUUCCUUAUUCCCCACUCCCUCACUACCUCACCCUCUUCAAACACUACACAGCACAGGAAAGGGUUGACAGAGCCAUCAGCUACCCCCCUGAGUUAGUAUCUCUGCAUUCGUACUAGAGCGCUUCUUUAAAAAUGAACAAUUAGUGGUGAAUUUUGAAGGCCAGUGAAGACUAAAUGAUCCUAAAAUACUUCAUUUUGCUUUUGAAAACUGGACAGAAGACAAAAUCAGACUAAAGCACUGGAUCUAUUUACACCGCCAACACUGAGUGGUUUUCUUUCAUGUGAGAGGAGUUCAAAUCUUUAUAUCCAGGAAACGCGUAGAUACAGGAGUGAAAUCUCUGGAGAUGCAUGAGGGUGUGUACAGAAGAAACGUUUGGGGGAUACAUUAUGUUUCUGUAAAACUACGUUGUACUGCCAGUAUACUAAAGACACUCUGAAAAAAGAUUAGAUUUAAUCUGAGAAAACACUGCUGUUAAUCUGCUUUUAAGACAAUCACCAUGACCGAUGUUGGAAGUCUAGCUUUAUUUAAUAUUUCUGCCAGGUUAUCUUUGACAGUGCUUUUCACCACACAUCAAGUUAUCUCACACAGCAUGAAGGGGUAUUCACCUUUGUUUUUUUUUUCUGGGUACAUAAGGCAGUGGCAUGGUGGGAUUGUGCAAUAAUCUCUUUCCCAUUGUUCUAAGUGUGAUGGGGCGUUGUUUCUAUGUAUGACAGUUAAUAUUUUCACAAGCACUCCAGCACAGUCAACCUCGCAUCAUUUAGAGUAUAACGUACCAAAUACACAGCCAGCUUCUUCGCAGGUCUACAUGACACUUAACAGUGUGACAAAGUGCAAUACUUUGUGUGUUACGUCAGAGAAUGUUAGAAAUGCUGAUUUCUAAAGACUCCGUGUACUUGAUAGUUUUUUUUUUUAUCUGCAGGCCUAAGAUCUGUCCAGGGGGCAGUAAUGAAGAUCUACAAUACAUUUCCGUUUUAGAUUUACUCAGGGAGAUAGCUGGGCUCUCUGUCCUACAGUGUCUGCUGUUCGUCUAGCUAUAGCAAGACACCUCGCACCAACAUAGAAGACCUUAAAACCUUGAUCACUGUGUACAGUACCUGUUCUUGUGAAUGUUUGCUUACAGAAGUAUCAAAGAUUUUACCCCUGUCUGAUAUCGUUAUAUUUUUUUUUUGAGUUUUUUGAGUCAAUAGGAUAAUAAGAAAAGUAAAUAUAAAAGAUGGAUUAUAAUCUCUGAAUUUUGUGUUGGUUUUGUUGUGAUCUUUUUUGUUUCUUAAUUGUAUCCUUGUAUGUACUGCUUGUUUUGUUUUAUUUUUGUUCCUCAUCAUUUUAGUGUCCUUGUCUUGGAGAGAUGUAAUUCUAUUUUUUUUAAAGAGCGUUUUUAAAGAUGUCUCUCUAAAAGUUUUUCUUUUGACAUGAUCCUUCUGUUUAUGUUUUCACUCUAUGUUAAGAUUAUUAUUAUUAAAUCAAUAUAGAUUUUAAUAAGAAAUAAUUUAUAUGUCAUGGAUAUAAAGCCCAAGAGGUUUUAACACAGUUGCGUGUUAUUGCACAAUGGUGAUACAAUAUGUGGAUUUAAGAAUGUAAUAAAAGUCUUUUUACAUUUAAAAGUAAAAAAA
Molecule: messenger RNA, 5721 nt
Organism: Hippoglossus stenolepis (Pacific halibut)
Lineage: Eukaryota; Metazoa; Chordata; Actinopteri; Pleuronectiformes; Pleuronectidae
Gene: rorca
Product: RAR-related orphan receptor C a
Exons: 10
Coding region: 1247-2545 (432 amino acids)
Biological process (GO): regulation of transcription by RNA polymerase II
Cellular component (GO): nucleus
Molecular function (GO): nuclear receptor activity; zinc ion binding; RNA polymerase II cis-regulatory region sequence-specific DNA binding
Source: RefSeq, a predicted model, not a curated record